AUGGGCAUGGACGAUCCAGUUGAAAUGAUUCGCGUAUUGCAGCAAAAGAUGGAUGAGAUGCAGCAGCGGCAUGAGGACGAACUAGCCGCCGUGAAGGCCGACUGUGAAGCCCGAAUAGCACAAGAGGUCGGGCGAAUAGCUGAUGGGGAGCAAAGGAAGGACAAAGGGAAGGCAAUAGCGGGGGACCACCCGCCCACUGAGACCGAUUGCGAUAGAACUUGGAGACCUACUGGGUCUGAAGCGGAAGAAAGUAAGGCCAAAUCGGUGCAUGCGGAGAGCGCCGCCGAGGAUGGGCGGAUGGUAGUGAAGUCGGAACCUUCAUCCAUCUUGCUACUACCGUUCACCCAAAAUAUAAUGAACGUCCAAAUCUCGGAGCAAUUUGUGGCUCCGCAAUUUAAAAUGUACAACGGGACAACCGACCCUGCGUCCCACAUCCAAACGUUCUCGAACGCAAUGGCGUUCCGGACGGGUAAUGACGCCAUUUGGUGCCGAGCAUUCUCAUUAUCGUUAGAGGAUGAAGCGCUGGAAUGGUUCAACACCCUCCCUCCUAACUCCAUUGAGAACUUCGCUGGUUUAAAACAGCUGUUCAUUAAACAGUUCGCGGCCAGUAGCGCCCAAGACCUGACUGUGUUCGAGUUGAUGACCCUCAAGCAGGGGAAAGAGGAGACACUGCGGACAUUCAUGGACAGGUACCAGAAGACCGUCCGGCGUGUAAAAAGCCUGACACCUGAGCUCGCCCUGCACUACGUCCUGCCGGCUCUUAAGCCAGGACCAUUCAAGGAUAGCGUUUGCAGGCGAGCACCCAAGACGAUGGAGGAAUUAAGGGAAAGGGCAGCCGACGAAAUAAGGGUGGAGGAGAUGAAACUCUCAUAUAGGAGGGAGAGCCAAGAGGCCAAGGUCGAUAGAGCAGACGGAGGGAAGAAUGGUGCCUCGGCAGGAAGACAGACUGGCCUUAGACACAGAGAGCAAAAGAGAGGAACUCGUUUCCAGCAAUACACUCCCUUGAACGCACCCAGGGAGAAGAUUCUAAGGGAAGCGCUUAGCGCGGACCUAAUCCGCCAACCGGAAGGAUGCCAGACUCCUAAGGGAGCGGAUGGAAGCAAGCACUGCGCUUAUCACAGAAACAUGGGCCACACCACGGAGGAGUGCACGGCCCUCAAGGAUAAAAUAGAGGAGCUUAUCCAGGCGGGAAAGCUCAAGCAAUACGUCCGCGAGGAGCGACCCCCGCAUACGGCCACCCGGUCUACUCAGCGACCGGCAUAUCGUUCGGACAGGCCGAGACCGACAAGGACCGAACGACCUCGAUCAGAGAGGAGACGAAGCCAAAGCCGAAGCCGAAGUCGAGAACGCCCUCUGCGGGGGCACAUCAACACAAUCUCAGGAGGGUUCGCAGGGGGAGAGUCAUCCUCCUCUGCUCGGAAGCGCCACAUACGAGCCCUUCAAUCGGUGAAUGCGGUGGACAAACCGCGGCGGACCAUGCCGCCUAUCACAUUCUCGGAUGAAGAUUUUCAUGCCCCAGAUCCUGACCAGGAUGAUCCGAUGGUCAUAACGGCCGAGAUAGCCAGGUACGGAGUCAGCAAAGUUCUGGUCGACCAGGGGAGCUCGGUCAACAUCUUGUAUUGGAAAACUUUUCAGCAAAUGGACAUCUCAGAGGACCUUGUUGUCCCCUACGAUGGCCAGAUCGUGGGAUUUGCAGGAGAAAGGGUCGAUACCAGGGGGUAUGUGGAAUUGAGGACAAGGCUGGGAACCGGCCGAUCUAGCGAGGAAAAGAGGAUUCGAUACUUGCUAGUCGAGGCUAACACCUCGUACAAUGUAUUGCUCGGACGACCAUGUUUAAAUGCGUUUGGAGCAAUCGUUUCCACGCCCCACCUCACAAUGAAGUAUCCGUCCGAAAAAGGGACUAUAUGUACUGUUCGGGCGGACCAAAAGACGGCCCGAGAGUGCUACGCAGCGGGUUUGAAGUUGCACACCCGGCAGUCAAAACGUAGAGCGAUCGGUUCGGAGGUUGCAAUGGCGGAUCUUGACCCCAGGACGAACACUGAGGACCGGCUGGAACCAAUGGGGGACACCCAGCCUGUUUUAAUAGGAAGGGACCCCGCCCAUACGACAGCCAUCGCCAGAGAAAUGGAUCCCGACCUGGAGAAGGAGUUGAGAGCACUCCUGUGGACCAAUAGGGAUCUAUUCGCGUGGACGGCGGCCGAUAUGCCGGGUAUCCAUCCUGCCGUCAUGACCCACAAGCUUUCGCUUUUUAGGGAUGCCCGCCCGGUCGCGCAGAAGAAGCGGAGGAUGGGCGACGAAAAACGACAGGCCGUGCAGGAGGAGGUGAGGAAACUGAAGGAGGCUGGGUUUGUCCGAGAAGUUACAUAUACUACGUGGUUGGCUAACGUAGUGAUGGUGAAGAAAGCAAGUGGGAAGUGGCACAUGUGUACAGAUUACACGGACUUAAACAAGGCUUGUCCAAAAGACUCCCACCCCUUGCCUAGCAUAGAUGCCCUGGUGGACGGGGCUUCUGGACACCGAGUGUUAAGUUUCUUAGAUGCUUAUUCCGGGUAUAACCAAAUACCCAUGUACGGGCCGGACGUUGAAAAGACGACCUUCAUCACGGAGAAAGCAAACUUCUGCUAUGAAGUGAUGCCAUUCGGCCUGAAAAACGCUGGCGCGACGUACCAACGCUUGAUGGACCGCAUCUUUUGGGAGCAGAUAGGCCGGUGUAUGGACGUUUAUGUAGACGAUAUGGUAGUCCGGUCCUCGGCCGGGAUAGAGCAUAUUAGAGACCUGGAGGAGGUGUUCCGCCAGGUGCGGAAGUUCGGUAUGCGUCUAAACCCCGCCAAAUGUACAUUUGGGGUAGCGGCAGGGAAAUUCUUGGGCUUCAUGUUGACAUCCCGAGGGAUCGAAGCCAACCCGGACAAAUGUGGAGCGGUACUUCAGAUGCAGAGUCCCGCCACGCUCAAAGAAAUCCAGAGAUUAAUUGGACGUCUCACCGCUUUGUCACGAUUUAUCCCCAAGCUGGCGGAAAGAGUGAGACCAAUUUUGCGAAAGAUGAAAAAGGGGGCUGGCCCCGUAUGGGAUGACGAGUGCGAGCGGGCUUUCCAAGAUGUGAAAACUAUCCUCGUCAACCCGCCGGUCAUGAACCGCCCGGGGGCAGGAGCAGACUUACACGUUUUCCUGGGAGUAUCAGAAACGGCCAUUAGCGCCGUAUUGGUGCAAGAGCAGCCUCAGCCGAGGCUAGUGUAUUUCAUUAGCCGAACGCUUCUAGACGCCGAAACUCGCUACCAUAGGGUAGAGAAGGUGGCAUUAGCUUUGCUAAACGCGUCCCGGAGACUCCGCCCCUAUUUCCAAAGUCAUCAGGUGAUAAUCAGGACCGACUUUCCCAUCUCCAAGAUCUUGAGAAAGCCGGAUUUGGCUGGACGAAUGGUUGCUUGGGCGGUGGAGCUUUCGGAGUUUGGACUGCGUUAUGAACCCAGAGGGUCGAUCAAAGGCCAACACUUAGCAGAUUUUGCAGCAGAACUACCCCCCUCCAAUCAAGAUGAAUGGAGGUUAUACGUUGACGGGGCCUCCGGCCAAUCGGCCAGUGGGGCCGGCAUCGUCCUUGAAGGUCCCAAUGGGUUCUUACUCGAACACUCCCUGAUAUUCAAAUUCAAAGUCUCCAAUAAUCAAGCCGAAUAUGAGGCCUUAGUGGCCGGCCUCAAACUCGCAAAAGAUAUGGGCGCCAGGAGGGUUACUUGCCACACGGAUUCUGAGCUAGUGGUUGGCCAGAUGAACGGCAAUUUCCAGGUCCGGGAGGAGCGACUACUGCCUUACUUCCAGCAGGCAACUGAGCUCGUAAAAAACUUCGACAAAAUUGCAAUACAACACAUACCCCGGGAAUAG
Molecule: messenger RNA, 3870 nt
Organism: Vigna angularis (adzuki bean)
Lineage: Eukaryota; Viridiplantae; Streptophyta; Magnoliopsida; Fabales; Fabaceae
Exons: 1
Coding region: 1-3870 (1289 amino acids)
Molecular function (GO): RNA-DNA hybrid ribonuclease activity; nucleic acid binding
Source: RefSeq, a predicted model, not a curated record